Drosophila navojoa is the source of this 3050-nucleotide messenger RNA. It is a transcript of the gene DCX-EMAP, whose product is annotated as Doublecortin-domain-containing echinoderm-microtubule-associated protein. The record is from RefSeq and is a predicted model, not a curated record. Lineage: Eukaryota; Metazoa; Arthropoda; Insecta; Diptera; Drosophilidae. Gene Ontology annotation, cellular component: mitotic spindle. Gene Ontology annotation, biological process: microtubule cytoskeleton organization; intracellular signal transduction. Gene Ontology annotation, molecular function: microtubule binding.
CGUGUUUUGCUUAACCUACGCACCUCGCAGCCGUUUGAGGAAGUGCUCGAGGAUUUGGGUCAAGUGCUGAAAAUUAACGGCGCUAAAAAAAUGUACACAGGCACUGGGCAGGAGGUUCGCAGUUUUUCGCAGCUACGCAAUGAAUUCGCCGACGUAGACACAUUCUAUUUGGCCACUGGGACAGCCUUGAUUGCUGGCUCGCCCAUUCGACGCUCGCGCUCACGCCCUUCGGUGGUCGCUGCCGCCCCCAUACUCUCCACAGAAGAACUGCCCAAGGUGCCGUUGCGUGGCACGCGACCUAGGAGCAAGAGCCGGCCCCGAAUCCUCUAUGCCCCAGAGAGUGAGAUUCUCCGGCCGAAUGGAGAGUACACCAUGCUGGACAUCAUGAAAGAGGAGCCCACAAAAGUGACCAUACGGGGUUUGAGGCGCACCUUCUAUCCCCCCGUGCACCAUGCACCGGCUGAAAACUCGCCUCCAGACAAAAAGCUACAGCUCCAGUGGGUACACGGUUACAGGGGAAUCGAUGCGCGCCGCAAUCUCUGGGUACUGCCAAGCGGAGAGCUGCUCUACUACGUAGCUGCUGUGGCCGUCCUAUUCGAUCGCGACGAGGAUGCCCAGCGCCACUACAUAGGCCACACAGAGGACAUAAUGUGCAUGGACGUGCAUCCGUCUCGGGAAUUGGUGGCAUCAGGCCAAAAGGCUGGACGCGAUCGUAAGUCCCAGGCGCAUGUACGCAUUUGGAGCACCGAGUCACUGCAGACGCUCUACGUCUUCGGCAUGGGCGAAUUGGAUACGGGAGUUACCGCAGUAGCAUUCUCCCAAUUGAAUGGAGGCAGCUAUAUACUGGCCGUGGACAGCGGUCGCGAGAGCAUCCUGUCCGUCUGGCAAUGGCAGUGGGGCCACCUGCUGGGCAAAGUGGCCACCCUGCAGGAAGGCCUCUCGGGCGCUGCGUUCCACCCCUUGGAUGAUAAUCUUAUCAUCACCCAUGGCCGUGGUCAUUUGGCCUUCUGGCACCGGCGUAAGGACGGUUUCUUUGAACGCACUGAUAUUGUAAAACAGCCGUCGCGCUCCCACGUUACCAGCGUUCAAUUCGAGCCGGAUGGCGAUGUGAUUACCGCCGAUUCUGAUGGUUUCAUUACCAUAUACUCCGUGGACUCCGAUGGCGCAUACUUUGUGCGCACCGAGUUUGAGGCUCACAAUAAGGGCAUCGGCUGCCUGAUUAUGCUGGGCGAGGGGACUUUGCUGUCGGGUGGCGAAAAGGAUCGCAAAAUUGCCGCUUGGGACUCGCUGCAAAAUUACAAAAAAAUUGCGGACACAAAGCUACCCGAAGCGGCUGGUGGCGUGAGGACAAUUUAUCCCCAGCGACCAGGCCGAAAUGAUGGCAACAUCUACGUGGGAACGACAAGAAACAACAUCUUAGAGGGCUCGUUGCAACGGCGCUUCACGCAGGUUGUCUUCGGCCACGGCAGACAGCUGUGGGGCCUUGCCGCCCACCCCGAGGACGAGCUUUAUGCCACGGCCGGCCAUGACAAGCACGUGGCGCUGUGGCGCAAGAACAAACUCAUUUGGACCAUACAGACGGGCUACGAGUGCGUGGCACUGGCCUUCCACCCGUUUGGCACGGCAUUGGCUGCUGGCAGCACCGAAGGGCACCUGCUGGUCAUCAACUGCGACAACGGAGCAGUUAUGUUAACGCUACGUGUAUGCGGCUCGCCUUUGAACUGCGUCUCAUUUAACCAGGUCGGCGACAUGAUUGCCAUGGGCUCGCAAAAUGGAAGCAUUUACCUGUUCCGUGUCUCGCGCGAUGGGUUCUCCUACAAGAAAGUCAACAAGAUACGCGGCUCCCAGCCACUGACGCAUCUGGAUUGGAGCAUGGACGGGAACUUCGUACAGACAGUGACCAUUGACUUUGAUUUGUUGUUUUGGGAUGCGAAGUCUUUGUCCCCGGAGCGAAGUCCCAUCGCCAUGAAAGAUGUUAAGUGGCUGACCAACAAUUGCACCGUCGGCUUCCUGGUGGCUGGCCAAUGGAGCAAUCGGUACUACGGCAACGCCAACACCAUCAUAGCCACCUGCUGUCGCUCCGCGGCUCACGAUAUGCUCGCAUCGGGCGAUGCGGAGGGAUACCUGCGGCUGUUCAGAUAUCCGUGCAUCUCACCGCGCGCCGAGUUCCACGAGUGCAAGGUUUACUCCGGCAUGCUGGCCUGCGUGCGUUUCCUCUGCGGGGAUCACACACUUAUCACUGUGGGCGGAACAGACGCUUCGCUCAUGGUGUGGGACAUUGUUGAGGAAUAGCUGAAAUGGCCACCGUGGCACUCUACUGCACAACCCGAAUCGCGGUAUCAGGACUACUGGCAUAGACGCAUCUCGGAAGUGUCCUCGACGUUUCUGGACAGCGACUCCGUCGACUAUCAGUAGCGUGAAUUGAGAUUGUGUAGAUUCGCUUGCUUCUUAAAACAAAACAUAACAAUUGGUCAGUAACACAUUGGCUUACUAUAUUAGAUAAAUCGAAUAUUGAAUAACGAGAGUAUAAGAAAACAGUACACAUAUUUACGUUUCCAAGGCAACUUAAACAAAAUUUAUCUCGAAAUAUAUGAUCCGUUGAUAAUUAUGUGAGGCUCUGAUAUGGGCAGCUCAAGUGCACCCAAACUUUGGCUUCCAGUUCAAAAUCUUCCGUCAAUAUGCUUCCCGUCUUUGUCCUCCGUUUACAAAAAUCUUUUAUUGCAUCCUGAGUUGGAACCUAGAAACAGACUUAAAUGCCACUGGUGGAUAAUGUAACAAUACAAUGCGAACGCAUCUAUAUCUAUAUAUAUCUCGAUGUCUAUAACUUCUAUGCAGACUUACGACAUAUCAUCAUUUGACUCUCCUCCCAUUGAUGUCACAUCCUAUUUUAAAGAAACGCUGUAACUGACACUCUACACUCUACACACACAAAUAACGAAAACUAAGUGCACUUAAGCAUGUAUUGAAUGAAAAGAAUUACCCAUAAAAUUAUAUUCGAUAUACAUUGUUAAUGCAAAUUUUUAAUAUAAGCGUUGAAAUAAAUAAACCGU